This is a messenger RNA of Acaulospora morrowiae, 688 nucleotides long. Lineage: Eukaryota; Fungi; Glomeromycota; Glomeromycetes; Diversisporales; Acaulosporaceae. The record is from the annotation of a GenBank genome assembly.
UCGAUAUUUAAAUUCCACGAAUCCAUAUCUGGACUCUACUUCGCCCACAGUAUGCAUGCGAUCUGCGACUAUUAUAGUUCAUUGGCUCGAAAUUUUGUUAGAUAAAUGUGAAAAUUUUUUCGCGCUUGCUGUAUCCGGGUCAUUUGCAAUUAGACCAGCUAUGCGUGUUUUCUCUUGGCACGCGAAAUACGAUAUGAAAAGAAUUGAAACAGAAAAUGGAUAUCAAAUCAUGAAAUCUGAAAAUUGCAAAAAAGCGGAAGAAAUGGACUUGCGUCUUAGAGCAAUUGAACCUCGAAUUUCGAAAAUUUCUCGGGGAUAUGAUAGGGGAAGGGUUCAAGAGGAUAACCACGAAGAAUGUAGUCUUACUGAGUGGUUAGGAAUACCUACACACCCACGUAAUAGAUUAAAAGAUGCUGUGAUGAAGGCUAGAGAAUGGGAGGUUUUUGUUGCAGACGAUGAUAGCUCGCUGAGAAAAAAAUAUGGUUGGAUAGCUAGGAAGCAAUCAGAGCCUGAUGACCUCAAUUUCACGUUUAAAACUGAUAAAGACAUACAGUUUUCUGCUUUUCAACAACGGACACAACCACCAGAAAAAAUUUUUCUAAAGAUGGAACCUGAUGAUUUAAAUGAAUCGGAACAAAUUUCUCAAAGUCGAGAGCAACCUUUUAAUUCAUUUCUUGAUUAUUAUUAA